GGCGCUUGCCCAAAUUGUCGACUGCCUGGCGCAGCUUUGGGGACCACAAACUGUCCAGCCAAGACAUCAGGUCCGAGCCGUUGCAGAUGGAAAAGGAAUAUCGUUUCCUUGCAGUCCUAUGCCAGGAUCCAGAGGCGAGAGAUUCUUUGGCGUGUCUUUAA
Molecule: messenger RNA, 161 nt
Organism: Cladocopium goreaui
Lineage: Eukaryota; Dinophyceae; Suessiales; Symbiodiniaceae
Source: the annotation of a GenBank genome assembly